AUGACCACGCCUGGUACUUCAGGAACGGCGAAGCAUGACGUGAAGGUGUUUCGGUCCAGUAUUGACACGUCAUCCGUGUCUAAAACGAUCUUUAGUCAGCCCACUCUAUAUAUGGGCAUCGUAAACCUUAUUCUGAUGUAUGCCACGCAACGGUUCCCGGAGGAAUUUAUGACCCCCAAGUACAUGACCAUGUCAUACAAUGGCGUGCGUGCAAGGGCAAUGCUUACCAUCCCAUUCUGUUGUAUUGGCAGUGCGUAUUUUGCCGUUGCGAGCAUCAUCACCAAAUCAUCAUCGCCCCUUGCGGGACACCUACUUGGAUACGGCGUUAGUCUUGGUGUCGGCCUAACUAUGAUGACGUUUCGUCGUGUCUCUUGGUACUAUCCGCUGCUGGGCCUUAUGUACCUCUCGUUCGGUGGCUUUCAUCACUAUAGGCGGAUGAUGGUAUAUGGUGAUAAUGCUCCAAUUUACAAUUGGGGUGAUCUAACAGAGAUAUGGAGCGCGAGGCGGCAACGCAAAUUGGAGGGGCGGAAGAAGCAUGAAGCAAAAGAGGUUGCAGCCACGGAGGGGCGCAACUGA
Messenger RNA from Trypanosoma brucei brucei TREU927, 576 nucleotides. RefSeq lists its product as hypothetical. The transcript has a single exon. The record is from RefSeq and is a predicted model, not a curated record. The coding region runs from base 1 to 576 and encodes 191 amino acids. Lineage: Eukaryota; Euglenozoa; Kinetoplastea; Trypanosomatida; Trypanosomatidae.